UGCACUUACAAGUUGGUCUUGCAGUCCGCCAAAAUGCGAAGAAGAAGAUGAAAACCCGCGAUGUUUGAAUUUGUUUCAUUUUGUUUUUUCUUUGCUCGAUGCGCUGGACAUGGAUCGACAUCAAAACAGUUUGGCAAAGACUCCUCUCAACAGUGUUGCAGGUCAGAGGCACAGCAAAAGUAAGAGCUACCAGAUGUCCUGCCGCAGCUGCUUGGGUGGUGCUUCACGUUUUGGUGUCACCCCGGCACUGACAGCCCGGCGACACAACACCACCAGAAAGGCUGCAAAGUUGCACAAUAUCACUGAGAAGGUGAACCCCGAGCAGCUGGCUUUGCUGCUGAAAAAGGAGUGGCAGCUGUCAUACGUUACCCCUCUCCACCAGUUCAAACACACCCAGCUGAAGAGCUACUCCAGGCGGCUGGCAGCGUUUGUCACCGCAGAGAAGCAGGUAGGCGUGGCCGUGGAGGCGGCGGCACCACAGAGCAGCUACAAAGCCUCCUUCUCUGUGGUACAGGGCUUGGCUGAGACGGAUGACGACGCAGAGACGAUCUACAUAGAGAUCCAAUCAAAGCCAUUGUUCGCCAGACACGAUGAGUCUCUGAGGACCGUGUGGAGUGGCUGGCUGACUUGCAUCAAUGCCAACCCUGAAUACGUGCGCUCGUUUUCAGGUGAAUUUGUCUGUCUACCAGUCUUUGCUAGCAACGGGGCGGAGCCGUUCAGUUCUUUAGUAAAAGUCUGGUUCCAGCAGAUCUUUGAUUGCUGCUUUGGUCCUCUGGAAAUUAGCAACAUGAACCUACAGUGGCUGGUGGCAUUAUGGAUAAACUGCCACCCUGAGGUCAACAUCAAGCACCUCAAAUUGGAUUGGACUUUUCCAGUGGCACCACCUUUGGAGGUCGCCUACACCGUUCACCCCCAAGCUGCCUGGAAGCUGUGGAGCAGUGUGAGGAAAGACCCUAAAGACAGGAGAGAGGAAGAGGAGGAGGAUGAGGAUGAGGGUAGUAUUUAUAUUGAGGAGGUCAUGAGUUUCAUGCAGGGGUUGAAGACCCAUUUCUACAGACACUUUAGGUUGGACCUGUCAGCUGCAAGCCUGAACCAGGUGGCGACAGCUGCUGCCUCAGCCAAGCACAGCGGCAGAAUCAAGAUCUCGAGCAGUCGAUACAUGAUCACCACCCUGACGCUGCUGACAGAAUGUGCCCUCCUCAAAAUGCCCAUCUGAAUAAAGACUUUUUGCAUAAA
Messenger RNA from Thalassophryne amazonica, 1236 nucleotides. It is a transcript of the gene cenpl, whose product is annotated as centromere protein L. The transcript has 5 exons. NCBI's taxonomy places the organism in Eukaryota, Metazoa, Chordata, Actinopteri, Batrachoidiformes, Batrachoididae. Bases 110 to 1216 code for a protein of 368 amino acids. The record is from RefSeq and is a predicted model, not a curated record.